AUGUGUCCUCCUCAGUUGCCGUCCCAAUUCCAGCAGAAGGCUUUCACCGGUGUUGGAUUGUUUAGUACUGACAUUUCCUGUAAAAAUGAAGCUGGUGAGCCUGUUGAUUGGUUCAUCAUCUACAAGUUGCCCAGGUAUAAGAUUGGCGAGGUCGGCAGUGGUGUAGACUACAUGUACCUGGACUCCUCAGUAGGGAGCUGGCAGAUGAGUAAAUUCACAGUUAACACCAGUCAAGGAGCCAUAGGGAACACACUGAACCAGAUUUACAUAGGAGAGGCCUACAAGUCUAACAGCUCAGUCUACGCAUUCUACAAUGAUGCACCGCCAAUCCUGGAGUACAUCAAAGGCUAUGGACACACUAAAGGGUUACUGCACUUUGACCACUCUCAAGGUUUCUGGCUAUCGCACAGCAUCCCCCAUUUCCCCUCCUUCCCUGAGAAAGGCUACCGUUACCCCUCCUCUGGCAAAAUCAAUGGCCAGACUGCUCUGUGUGUGACGUACCAGUAUGCCCAGUUCCUCCGUAUAGCGGAGCAGAUGGUGUACCUGUUCCCGCGUUUCUAUAACUGCUCAGUGCCCGGUGCAUUUUUGGCCGACCUGCCACAGUUGGCUCAAUUAUGUGAGGGCUCCAAACCUCCGCUGGCCUCAGAUAAGAGAGUGGAGCAGCUCUUCUCCAUCCAGGGGGAGAAGUUUGCCAGUUUUGUCAAAUCUGAACGUUUUGUGGAUGAUAUCUACACAGGCUGGGUGGCCCAGGCCCUGGAUGCCGAUCUGCUGGUUGAAAGCUGGCAGACAGAAGGCCACGAGCUGCCGUCCAACUGCUCUUUGCCCAAACACGUCAUGAACAUCAAGAGGAUUCAGCUUCCUGGAUCAGUCCUGUUCCAGUCUCACUACGACCACUCAAAGUGGUGUGUGUCACGGGCUUAUAAGGACCAGGUGACCUGCUUGGGAGACCUCAAUAGGGAGAGGGCCCAAAUGUGGCGUGGUGGGGGGCUGGUCUGCUCUUUCAACCCUCUGAUUUACAAGGCCUUCAGACAGGUGGUGGACUGGUACAUUGGUUGUUGAACAAAAGAGAAAAAAAGCAUGAUUGAGAGUGGAUCAGUGUUACACUUAAUAGGUCAAAUCUGUUUUCACAUUUAGGGAUCUAAAUGUGGAAUGUUUAAGGUUUGAAAGUGUCUGGCAUGCAACCAUCAGGCCACAAUCAAAUUAGCUUUCAAUUUUAGAAACUAAAGCUACAUUUAGCGUCUUUAUUAGCUUGUUGGAUCUUAGCUAAGAACAUAUUCAUAGCAAUCUAUGGGACUGAUUAUGUUAAUAUUAUUCCACUUCCAUUUAUGCUUCAGCUGGAAAUCUGUAACGUGUACAUUUAUAUAUUGUAACAGAAGAACACAAAAGUAUAUGAAUUUUUGCUUUAUCAGGUAAUUUCCCCCCUUGUAAGCAGCACCUUGUUGAGUUCGGAAAUAUUUAACAUAUUCAAAAUAUAUUUAAAUAUGUUUUGAAUUAAUAGGUUAAUCCAUAAACGUUUCCAUGGUCCAAUUGGUAUUGAUAUGCUGACAUGGCCCUUUCUGUGAUUCAGGCCUUUGAUUGUUUACAGGAAAAAUUAAUCUAUGUCUUUCACCAGUUCUGUGAAUUUAAAUGUUGUAUGAGUAUUUUAAAUUUUUAUAGUAUAAUGUGACUUAGGCCAUAUAGUAUGGCUAUAUGUUUAAUUAAUAAAGAUGCAAAAUACAAGUGUAUCAGUUGUCAUCACUGUCUGACAUUUACAUUAAAACUUCAUUAAUAGCACUGCAUUACUUUCCUGUAAUUCUUUGAGUAUAAGAACCUUUAUUUUUAGUCUAAAUUAAG
Molecule: messenger RNA, 1833 nt
Organism: Scomber japonicus (chub mackerel)
Lineage: Eukaryota; Metazoa; Chordata; Actinopteri; Scombriformes; Scombridae
Gene: dnase2b
Product: deoxyribonuclease II beta
Exons: 7
Coding region: 1-1059 (352 amino acids)
Biological process (GO): apoptotic DNA fragmentation
Molecular function (GO): deoxyribonuclease II activity
Source: RefSeq, a predicted model, not a curated record